This is a messenger RNA of Sinocyclocheilus anshuiensis, 1362 nucleotides long. RefSeq names its product cholesterol 24-hydroxylase-like. Gene Ontology annotation, molecular function: iron ion binding; heme binding; cholesterol 24-hydroxylase activity. Lineage: Eukaryota; Metazoa; Chordata; Actinopteri; Cypriniformes; Cyprinidae. The transcript has 13 exons. Gene Ontology annotation, biological process: cholesterol catabolic process. The annotation marks the transcript as partial. The record is from RefSeq and is a predicted model, not a curated record.
CACCCUAUACUCUCUCUUAAAGAUCCCUUUGUCUACAAACGCCUCUUUAACUUGUUUGGAAAACGGUUCCUUGGAACCGGGUUAGUGACGGCUAUGGACCAUGACGUCUGGUACAGGCAGCGUCGCAUCAUUGAUCCAGCUUUUAGCAGCACAUACUUACGAUGCUUGAUGGGCACUUUUAAUGAGAUGUCUGAGCGCCUAAUGGACCAUCUGGAGGAAAUAGCCAACACAAAAACACCUACCAUCAUGCAUGACCUGGUCAACUGUGUCACACUCGACGUCAUUUGCAAGGCGUCGUUUGGUGCUGAUUUAAAUUUGUUCAAGCAAACUGACACCCCCUUCCAGAAGGCAAUAGAUCAGUGUUUAAAGGGCAUGGUAUUCUGUCUCAGAGACCCAUUUUUUACACUUUUUCCAAGGAAUUUGAAGACUGUACAACAAACUAAAGAUGCAACUGAACUCCUGCGUAAAACGGGAGAGAAAUGGAUACAAAAAAGGAAGACAGCAAUAGAAAAUGGAGAAGACGUCCCCAAAGACAUUCUCACACAAAUUCUCAAAACAGCAGAGGAGGAAAACGUUAAUAACACAAAAGAUCAUGAGCAGAUGUUGGACAAUUUUGUGACUUUCUUCAUUGCUGGGCAAGAGACAACAUCCAAUCAGCUCUCAUUUGCAAUCAUGGAAUUAGGGAGACAUCCUGAGAUAUAUAAACGGGCUAAAGCAGAGGUGGAUGAAAUCCUUGGGACGAAAAGAGACAUUUCAUAUGAAGAUCUUGGAAAAUUCACCUACUUAUCGCAGGUGUUAAAGGAAAUGCUGCGUCUGUACCCAACUGCUCCAGGAAUCAGUCGUUGGCUACAUGAGGACAUGGUUAUAAAUGGGCUGAAAAUCCCAGGGGGCUGUGCUGUUAUUUUCAAUUUUUAUGUUUCCCAAAGACUGGAAAAGUUUUUUAAAGAUCCAUUGAAGUUUGAGCCAGAGAGAUUUAAUGUGAAUGCCCCAAAGCCUUAUUACUGCUACUAUCCAUUUGCACUUUGUCCACGAACCUGUCUGGGGCAGGUCUUCUCACAGAUGGAGGCAAAAGUCGUGCUUGCCAAACUGCUUCAGAGAUUUGAGUUCAGUCUGGUUUCUGGACAGUCUUUCGAUAUUAAAGACACGGGAUCUCUACGGCCCAAGAGCGGAGUGAUCUGCUACAUUAAACACUGCUCAUAGGACAUGUUUAAGGCCCUUGUUUUGUGCCAACUGUGAAUACAUCACCUUCAAACAUUAACCUGAGCACAGAAGUUUUAACAUGCUAAUCAUUUAUGGUACAUCUGCACUUUUAAUUUAAUUCAGUUUUAUCGUAGUCCUUCAUUAUGGUGAUUUAAGGUUUUU